AUGGUGCUCGUCACCAGUAUCGUUGCCCUCUCCCAAAAGGUCUCAGACGACAAGAAAAAGCGCAACGAAGCAAAGCAAGGUCAACUCUCCAUUGGCGACAGCGACGAAGCCAAAGACGUUUUCUCAGAGGGCUCAGGUCCAGGCCUUGCUCGUACAGGCACCGAGAUCAAAUUUGAAACUCCAGCAGAUGUCUCAGCGGGCACGGAGAGUCCACCAAUCUACAGCCAACAGGCACAGGUCGGGGACGCACGACACACUUCACAGAUCCAGAUGGCGAGUCCUAUGGAGUCAGAGAAAGCUACGCCAACCACAGCCUCGCCUAGCAUAGGUACACCUGCUACGCCGAACGAUCUCAGCUCCCAGCGGCCGCGCAGCAGUACUCUACAAGGUCCUCCCUCUUAUUCCUCCGGCCCGGAAGCAGACACAGACACGUUAAAAGUGACCACCACCCGCAACCCAGCUACCUCCCCAUCGCGUAAGCGAAGCAGCUUCGACAGCAGAUCCCUCUCCACCCGCAGCACCAACUCGCAAGGUACACAUGCCAUACGGGUCAAGACCAGAGGAGCCGACCUCAAAUCCGGCUUCCCCUACCACCCAGCCCUCUUCGACCUCCGCGUGCACCCGGGGAAAUGGGAGACCUUCACCACCGACAUCGUCUCCGCCACUAAGAGCACUACAGGCGACACCCUCAAAGUCUGGGGCGCCGCCACCGGCCUCGCUUUGGCCGGGGCGUGGGCGACUUCCAUCUUCGUCGGGCGCACAAUGAGCCGGCAACUGCAGGAACGGCGCGUAAAGGAUGGCCUCGCUUCCGGCAGUCUCGGCGACAAGCUCAAGCUCUGGAACGAAGAGUACUUCAUUCAACAGAACCUUUUCGUGCACCUGGAGUUGAGCGAGAGCGCGAUGAAGAAUCAAGGCAAGAGUACUGCUUGGAGGAAACCGACGGCUUUUUAUAGUAAAGAUGAGGGGGAGCGGAAGAGGGAUGAGAGGAAGUUUGUCAUCGUGGUGACGAAGUUGGACGACGACGGGCAGCCGAGGGAAGCGCUGCAUGAGCUUGGGGUGGAGGAAGGGGCGGUGGAGAUUGGGAGUAGUAACGGGGUGAUUUCGCGAGCAACGGAAUUACCUGGGGAUGAGGGUGGGAAGGCGGUGGAGUUGCCGGGUGAGACACCUGUUGAACUUUCUUGCAAUGCUGCGGCUGCGGAGAAGGCCAACGAUAAACCAUACGGAUUCGCAGAGAUGGAUGGCGACAAUAGCCAUCUGCUGGAGAAGAUGCAGCUGGAAAGCGAGUCUGAUCAAAGGCCUACUGCUGCAAAGACAUGA
Messenger RNA from Saxophila tyrrhenica, 1317 nucleotides. RefSeq lists its product as uncharacterized. The coding region runs from base 1 to 1317 and encodes 438 amino acids. The transcript has a single exon. The record is from RefSeq and is a predicted model, not a curated record. Lineage: Eukaryota; Fungi; Ascomycota; Dothideomycetes; Mycosphaerellales; Extremaceae.